AUAGUGGCGGCGUUUGAUGCUCCAAUGUUGCUGGUGUGGACUUAUUGUGAAUUAUACAGCCGAUGCAUUAAAAAGAGUUCCCUUUCCAUGUCUGUGUGUGUUUAAAGGAGAUGUUUGGUAAUGAUCGAAUAUAUAUAAUUUUUUUCUUUAAUUUUUUAACAUAAUGGUAUUUCUGUGCACGAAUUAGUUGGUUAGCUAAACUAUCCUGAAAAUGUCAACUUCAUCAAUUGGAAAAUAAAAGGUAUUUACAAAUUGUAUACAAUCAUCGUGCGUGAUGUUUUCAAAUUCUAAGCUUCACUCCGAUGUUAGAGAGUUUCACAAGGAAAAAUCAGCUCACAGGGCACAUAGUACUUCUAAAGUAAAACAAUGUUCAACUUUAUUUCACCCUCAACAUUAAUGCUUUGAUUAAAUGUGCUGCUGCUCCCAAUCAAAGAAUUGUUUGAGUCAUCACCCUAGCCUUCAAAUGUAGUUCUUCUCAUUAAUCUAAUUAAUUUCACCCUUCCUCCCUUCUGACACCUUCACUUUUUUGUCUUCUAUUCGGUGACCAAGAAGCUGACAGGUAGAAUUUAGAAUCAUUUUGCAAUUUUUUUAAUUUAUUUUUGUUCUCUCCCCCUACAAUGGCUACCUAAUGGUAAAAUAAAAAUCCAAACUGGAUUGUAAGCUUAGCAAAGCUGCAACUUGAUUAAUAGGUGAACUGUCAUCCCCUUUCCUUGUACUCGCACCUUCAUUAGUCUGAAUCCCCCCAUCUCCUGGGCCCUAGCACAUGGUUCCUAUGUUGAGGCAUUUAAUUUAUUAGUAUCUAUCAUCGUUCGUGCAACUUGUUUGAUCAAAAUUCUCCUAAAUACAUUAAAAGAGGCACUUUUACUUGUGCAGUUUUAUGUCUUUGUUUCCCUUGUUUGAUCAUCUUUAGAGAACAAAAAACUUCAUUUGAUCAUUUUCUGCAGUACCCUCAGGAAGGAUCAACAGUGGUGACAGUGUUGCCAUCUCUCUUAUAUUCUGUUAUUCAUCGCACCAAGAUUCAUCAUCACAGAGUAAGCCACAUGCUUUCCAACCUUUUUGGCACAAACAUGAGCCACAUUUACCUUAGAUGUCAACAUAAAGAAACCAUAAACAAAGAUUGCAUAUGAAUUCAAAUUCUUAAUGUCCCAAACAUGGGAAUUUCUCUGCUCUUGGCAGAGAUCUCAUUAAAGAUGCCUGUUCCACAGUUAAUUUACAGAGGUUCGUCUAAAUAAACUCUCUCUAAUGGUGUUACCAAAAUGGCAAAAACUCCCUGAUGUGACCUCCUGGUUGCACCGGAUCUGGUCCCUCAAGGAUCAACUAGUGCUAGUUUAAACUAAACUACAUGGGGAGUUCAACAAACAUGAAACAUAGACCAUGGCUCUUAAUUUACAGUGAAAUUAAUCAGGAUGGACACUAAUAUUCCACUAAUCCAACAAACAUUACUGUGUUUAAAUAAUCAGUACAGCCAUCAUGGCAUCAUAUAUAGAGGUGCCUAGUAUGUUGCAAAGGGAGACAAACUGGAUAAAACAUGCCUUGUUUCCAUUUUGUAUGUCGUCUACUUGUCCUUAAGGUCCAGUUUUUGCUUUGGGGAUGAAAUUCAUAUAGGAAUAGCAUAAGACACUGGCAAAAAAUAAAAGGAAUGGACAAGGUGGGGGCAGUGUUUCCUUUGUCACUUGUUAGAUCAAUUUUGAGAAGCCACUAUUGGGUUUAACAGUUUCACCGCCGAAACUGUAAUUCUAGAUGUAUGUCUUUAAAUUUAGAAAUCUCUUACCCUGACAACUCAUAUGUGCCAACUCUCAUUAAGGAGGAAAAUUGUCCCACAUAUAGUUGCUGAUUACCUUCAAAAGUUCAGCUAGAAAUUGUCUCAAGCAAACUAGUUUUUCAGGAACAAAAAUCAAGAGAAAAAACUAUUGAGAAAAGAUAAGCACAAGCAAAGCCAUAAUGUUUGAGGUUUAACUUAUCAAUUAGUGACUCCUUACCACAAACAAUGAAUCAUGGGAGUUAAUAUGAAACCAUAACACUUCACUUUCCUGCCUAUCUACCUUGCCUAGCAAGCCAGCAUCUGUAAUCCCAUUUCAUCAAUCAUUUCCACAUCCACAUCAAAUGAAAGAUCAAAGUCAUCAGACACAAGGUUCACCUGCCAACCUGGAUUUCACACUCCCAGCCCACCUAAUCUCAUUUCCUACCUCACAUCUCCAUGAGCUCUAUAAAAUCCUCUCUCUCCUGUACCAUCAGGCACACACAUCAAAAGCUACUCUGCCUUCACCUCUCAAAGCCCAAGUAAAAUCACAUUGAACACUACACUAACAAAAGACAUGGAAAACCACCUGUUCUCCACUUCUUCAUUGAUAUUGAUCACCACUCUCUACCUCUCAACAACCCAGGCUCAGUCUCAGGCUCCAUCCCCAGCACCUGUAUUUUCAGCACCUCCAACUCCAUUGCCCCCAACUCCAGCACCCCUGGCUCCAUCACCUCUGUCUGUAACACCUCUGUCUCCAGCACCACCAGGCCCGACAAAUAUUGUAGCAAUCCUCAAUAAAUCUGGCAUGUUUUCUGCCCUAAUCCGACUACUCAAAACUACACAAGUGGAUGAUCGAAUUACGUCACUGCUCAGUGACUCAAAAGGAGGCCUUACACUGUUUGCACCAACUGACAAAGCCUUUGCCAACCUCAAAUCUGGCACUCUAAACUCCCUCGAUGAUCGGCAACAGGUCCAGCUGAUCUUAUACCAUAUACUAACUUCAUAUGUUCCUAUCUCCCAGUUUGAAGCUGCUAGCAACCCACUUCACACACAGGCAGGUGACACUGCCAAUGGCGAGUAUCCUCUCAAUGUCACCACUGCUGGCAAUCAGAUCACCCUAAUGACAGGCCUUGUUAACACAAAGGUAACUAAGACAGUUUAUACAGAUGGCCAACUUGCUGUGUACCAGGUGGAUGAUGUGCUUCUUCCAAUCCGUAUCUUUGCCCCAUUACCACCUGCUCCUGCACCAUCUAAGCACAAGAAGGCAGCAGCGGAAGGUCCUUCAACUCCUUUAAGUUCUUCAGAUUCUACCACGGGAGGCACUUCAGUUGUUCCUUCUGGUGCAGUGGCUUUGAUCUGGCAUUCAUUUGUUUGGUUUGGAGGAAUAGUAAUAGUAGCAGUAGUUUCAUUGUGAUUGUGAUUGUGCAACAGAUGUCCUGCAACGAUUUUCAUUUUUUUUUUUCCCGUUUGUAUUUUCAAUAAGAUGUUUGGUGCUGAGAAACAAGAAUGUCAAGGUUUUUUUUCUCUUUUUUUGUAUUUUAUUUUUUAAAUAUCAAGGCAUUUUGGUGUGCCUUCUUGCCAGUUAAACCAUUCUUCAAAUACCUUACCAAAUUCAGAAAUUGAGCCAUCAACAAAUUAAGUACCAUGCUUCCACUAUUAAAAGUCUCUUAGAUGAUGCUUCACUAUUCAUUUUUUUUUUAAUUAUGGCUGCUUUUAACUAUUUCGGGUACUCUUUUUUUGCCCC
Malania oleifera is the source of this 3485-nucleotide messenger RNA. RefSeq names its product fasciclin-like arabinogalactan protein 12. The transcript has a single exon. Lineage: Eukaryota; Viridiplantae; Streptophyta; Magnoliopsida; Santalales; Ximeniaceae. Bases 2316 to 3155 code for a protein of 279 amino acids. The record is from RefSeq and is a predicted model, not a curated record.